This is a messenger RNA of Perkinsus marinus ATCC 50983, 186 nucleotides long. RefSeq lists its product as hypothetical. Lineage: Eukaryota; Perkinsozoa; Perkinsida; Perkinsidae. The coding region runs from base 1 to 186 and encodes 61 amino acids. The record is from RefSeq and is a predicted model, not a curated record. The transcript has a single exon.
AUGUGCCUCCUGGGUGACCCUGUGGCGGUCCGCAACCUUCAAGAGCAGAUCGUUCGUCUGGGAGGACAAUGGUGUUUCGAGUUCCCUGCCAAGAAAUCUCACUCGUUGGACUUCUCGGCUACGGGAGAGGUCGAGGAGCUUGCGGAUUUCAAGCACCUUGGGGUUAGCUUCAGGCUACUGCCCUGA